Molecule: messenger RNA, 5963 nt
Organism: Polyodon spathula (Mississippi paddlefish)
Lineage: Eukaryota; Metazoa; Chordata; Actinopteri; Acipenseriformes; Polyodontidae
Product: somatomedin-B and thrombospondin type-1 domain-containing protein-like
Exons: 4
Coding region: 1615-2289 (224 amino acids)
Source: RefSeq, a predicted model, not a curated record
UAUAAAGGAUGUAAUAAAUUGCACAUCUUGAGGUGUUCUUAUAAAAGUACACACUGCUGUAUAUGUCUAAGAAUGAUUUUGAUUUAAAUGAAAGGCGUGUUGUCUCUUUAGCAUCAGCAGUUGACAGCGGCAGGGCGAAAGGUCAGCCGGAGUGAAACUAAUUGAAUAUGAGUGCACAUGCAGCGAGCUGUCUAGUUUAGUGUACAGACCUGCCCAAUGACGAGCAGGGCGUCCGGAAAGAGCCAUACCCGUAUAAACGUGAAGGACUUUGGUUAAAAAAAACUCUAUCAGCGGUAUCUAAAAUACAUAUUUCACUGGAUUUUUCUCAUCGCAACCUGGGUUUUGUAUUUAGAUGGUGGUGGUCUUUUAUUUCAUUACCGCCGCGAUGGAGUUUGUGGUCAGUACGUUUUUGCUUUUGUGUGUCGGGUUUAAUCUGCUCCUGUCCCGAAGCGAGGGCGGGUGUGUGGAUUCGGGACUGUGUUGCGCAGGUAGAGACCACACCUGCGUCAGCGAGGGAUGGAGACCCGACAGGUCCCACGGGAGCUGCUACUGCGAUCAGGCGUGCGCAGCCACGCUGGACUGUUGUCACGAUUACCAACAAGCGUGUCCAGGUAAGACUGUCCUGGAGUACAAGAAACAUAACAUUUCUGUACAUUUUGUGCAAAGAAAAAAGUUAAUAGGAGCCCAAAUAAUAAUAAUAACACAUAGAUAGCCUGCUUUUUUUAAGAUAAUUGCACAUAAUAUUACAUGUAUAAAAUGUAUUAAAUGUUUAUUGAUUUUAUAUGGGGAUUACAGCGUGUCCCAAGUAGAAUAUAUAGCACUUUGCACCUUCGUUAGUGUCUGUUGCUGGGACCUUUUGCAGUGACGUCAGGGGCGCUCCUGUUAAAUCUGAAACAGAAACCGGCUUUUCAUACUUGUUAAUUGUUUAUAUUUAUGUGACCUUAAUUUAAAAUCUGUGAGCUGAACAUAUAUUUUUUUGUCCCUGUCAAAAUCAGGUUUCGCUAUUUUGUAUUCACAUUUUCUCUCCGUACAAAACUGUUGCAGUGUGCUCAACAAGUUGAAGGCACAGUCAUUUAUUAUACGAAAAUAAAAUCAAGAGACUUCUAGAUUACUCGUUUAAUAAUUCUGAUUAUGUUUUCAAUAAUUAAUAAAUAUUCAAAUAUUAAUAAAUAUUCUGUUUAACCCUCCUGGACCAGCCUAGUUACCCUUUGUUGCUGUUGUGUUUUCAUUAACAGUCAAUAACCCAUUUAAUAUGAAUAAACAAUCUUCACGUCAAUGAAAGGGAGCUAGUGAUUGGUAAUAUUAAGGUGGGAAAAUGGGGUUGAAAUAUCCUAUUAUUUUAACUGAUUAUUAACAUUUAGCCAGACAUAGGUUCUCCCAUAACAUUUUACAAUUAUCCUUAUAUAGCAUAUUCUCCUAACUAAAUUACAAUUCUACAAUGCACAUUAUGUAUACACCCUAUUUACUGAAUGUGUUUUGUUUGUGUUUAUUAAAUUAGCUUAAACAAAGCUUUGAAAAAUUAGAAUAAACUAACAAUCCUCUCUCAAACAGUUGGAAAAGGGUUAGUGAACUACAACUGAAGUUAUUCAUAUCAUUUAAGCAGGCCUAUGAAAGAUGUAUCCAAGGCAAUGUAAAUGCACUCAAAUGCUGUGCUGCAGCGUUCCUCACUCAGGUCAGACUGUAUGGUUUCGCUGCAAUGACGCUGUGUUUUGCCGGUCAGCGGUGUCCUGUGAGGUCAGUGAAUGGAGUGCGUGGUCUGGCUGUGCGGAGCCCUGUAAAGCCACGUUCCGUGUGCGGAGGAGGCGGGUGGUCCGGGAGCCGCAGAACGGGGGGGCGGCGUGCCCCCAAGUGCAGGAAUACGCUGGCUGUGCGGAGUACUGGAGCCGCCAGAGAGAGGAGUGCUGGCAGUCCUUCGUCCCUGCACUGAUAACGACAGGGGGUUACGGGAACGCCAGGAGAAAAAGGGACGUGCCCACGGACCAGGAGAUACCAGGGUACUGUGUAGAGUUUCAGCUGACGUUUCUCACUCCUGGCUGUCUCCACACCAGCGGCUCGCACACACGCUGGAUGCAGUACCUGAGGGAGGGGCACACUGUCUGUGUGGAGUGCCAGCCCCCAGCCCUCAGCUCCAGGCACCAGCAGUGCUAUGGGGAUGGACAGGAUGCGAAGAAGAAUCAGUUUCUCCAGUGGCAGGCUGUGGGCGCCCAGCAUUGCCGAGGAACAUGGCAGCGCAUUCGAAGACUCGAGUCCUGCACCUGCCCCACCGUGCACAGCUUCCUAUUCAUCUGAACCGGAGCUCUCGCUGAGAUGCGGGGGUCACACGGCUUCACCAGUUAGCACAGGCUCCGAGUGCGUGUGAUACACGCCAAGGCCACAUCUAGAGUAGACAUGAUGAUAUUAGAUCCGUUGUUCGGUUUGUAAAUCCGGUGUUUUAUCACAAUACUCUAAUAUUUCUACCUGAGAAAUUAAAUGACUGUGUGGCAAAUUGAGCUCCCUCAGUGAAGGACAGGACACUCUGAAAGGGGUGUGUGCUUUUAAAUGGAGAUGUGUUUCUGAACGCCUUCUAGUGUUUCUUAGAAACUCCUUGCUGUACCUGUGCUUGUCCCUUGUGCUCUGAGUCACAGCAAUAUGUUUCUCAAAGUAAUUAGAUUUUCUUUCAGAUUCAGGCAUCAUGGUGCUCAGAAACCACCUCGGGAAUAUAUUUCUCAACUUUUACUGUGAAUCGUUCGCCAGGAGAUAGAAAUUGUCUCCCGAGCAUCUUAGUGUAUCCAGCCCCUCUUGCAACAGUGCUGCUGGUCCUCUGAGAGAAAGCAGUGGGAUAUGGAGGAGAGGGCGCAUGAUCUUGUGUGAGAAAUUCCUUUUCUCCCGUGGUGAAGUUUAGAAAUACAACAGCUCAUUUAGGAUGUGUGAAAGAAUAUCAGGAUUACAUUGUAAAAUGUAUUGCCCCAAUACGGACUGCACACAUACAGGACAGGGAAUGCAGCUCCUGUAAACAUUGCAAGGGGCUUUGUAACAAUCUGUAACACUUUAAAUGUUCUGCCCAGGAAAGAAUUGAUGUGUGUUUCAGAUUUCAAAGUAAAAAACAAGGGCAGGAAUUGUUUGUGGUAGAGCGGGCCAUUCUAGAAAACAGCGAGCAGUGUUUUUUACAGUGGAAAUUGCUGUGAGGUUUUGCUAUGGUCCUUUAGACCCCCCAGUCUGUAGUGUCAUGUUUCCAUUGUUAAAACUCUUCAAAAUAGUUUACCAUUCUACCAACAGUACAAUCCUACCACUGGAGCUGUCCUUGUGCUACCAUUACCCCUUUGUACAAAACCACAGCUUCAUUGCAAUUCAAGUUUGCAUUAUAUUGAAAAUACUGGAGUACCUUUUUAAAUGUAUAGCUAACUUUAAUAUCAUUUGUCUACAGACACAAUGUCCUUAUAGUAUUAAAAUCAACACACCUUUUUAUGUAAAAUGAGUGAACCAUUCUGUGCCCUAACAUGUUAGAAUGCUAUGAUUGUGUUAGACACAGUGACAUUUUACCAGGAAACUUAGAUAACAAUUUGAGAGCUGGCAAACUUGUGUGAUGGGAGGUUGCUUCUACCUAGCGAUUACUGCAUGAAUAAAGUAUGCUUGUUGAGUUUUUGAUGACUAUGGAGCAUAUUAUACAUGUAUGUAUGUUGUGUUGAAAUUGGUUUCGUUAUUGAAAUACUUGUAAACAAGAUCUAGUUGGUACAAAGCCAAAUGAUCAAUUAGAGAUAUCUGAAAUUACAUUUCAAGAUUUCUAUAAAUAUCUCUUAAAUAAGAUAGCUAUAAAACAUGCAGAUAUCGGUACAUUAAUUGAAGAUAUAUAAAUUCGAUUUAGAGAUAAAAGUGCGUGUGUUGUAUGCUACCGUAUUGGUACCUGACUGUGCACAGUAUAUAUUCCAAAUUAAAUACAUUGUGUCACCAUUCUGUUAAGUGUUCUAAAUGUAUUUCUAUAGGGUGAUACACUGGCAUUACAACUGUCUAAUUAUAGAAAGCUGCAAUUUGUCAUUCGUUAAGGAAGCACAGACUCGUUCGUGGCAGACAUUGUAAAUGAACACAUGGUAGGUACAAGGAGCAGCGCAGCAGUGCCGUUCGCAUGUGGCUAGCAUGCGCCACCUUUAAAAGGAUGUACUGUUCUUAAAGCUGUGCUGCUGUAUUUCACAAACAUUACAUUCUUCAGAAAAAUCGCUAACAUUGUGUGCUUGUCAAUCGAAUUACUAAAUUCAAUAGUAAUGCAAUAGUAAGUAAGUGGUAAACGUGUUCUGCAUUCUAAAGUCAGAAAAGUCAAAAUGUUAAACUGAAUAAAAAAAAAAAUUCUAGUUAAAAUUAAAAAAAAAAACUGAAGACCGGCUUUGUUUUGUAUUAAGCGCUACACACAGUAAGUUCGAGUUAAAACCACCCUAUACCAUAGUUAAAUAAGUAUAAUGAACCUCUAUAGCUUAUUUUAAUGUGGAACUACUGCAUCAGAACAGUUUCACUUAAAACAGCAGAGCAGUGCAUCCAUUGCUAGAACGUUGUCAGUCUGAUUAUCAAAUGGGCAAUACUGUAAAAGAACACUGCGUGAAACUGACCCAAGAAAACCAAAGCAGAAUAUAAAAGGGGACUAUAUUGUAUUGACUUUAUUUAUGAUUCUGUAUGCAGUGGGGAACAUUGCUUUUUAAAAUCCUUAGACAUUUAACAUAUUUUACAAGACAAAUACAGGAUCUGUAUGUCACACAUUGUUCACAGUUCCAUACCACUACAUGCACAGAACAACAGCACUCUGUACAGAAACAACUGGAUAGAAAGUGAACAAGUAAAAACUAAGUAAUAAAAUAAAAAAAGAACUUCAAGACAUACAAGCAACAUUACAUCAUUAUGGGAUGUUUGGGAUUGGUGUGUAUAUUUAGACAUGUCAUUUUUAUUUCUCUGAAAUGUUAGGGUGUUAGAAUUUAAGAGAAGCCUAAAUGUUUUGUUUUUUUAACCCCAUCACAACAUGUUUAUUUUGUGUUUUAAGAACAGGCUAAUUUGGAAACGUAACUGGGGGGAGGGAAAGUAAUUUUGAAAUUAGAAGUCUUUAUUAAGAUGUCAAAUUAAACAGAGAAGCCCCCAAGUGGUUAAGAUCUAGUGCUCUAAUAGUUUAGAUUGCAGGAGAUACAAAUGAACGCGUCGGGUUAAUACUGAAGUUGAAAAGUAAACUUCUGCAGCCUUUCCACGUUUCACAAUUGAAAUUCUAAUUCCAAAAAAAAUACAGAUAAAUAAAAGUGUCCUUUUAAAAUAAGUAUUAUCGAACUUGAUGCUUUUGAUGCUAUAUAGGGAUAGGAUCAGUAAGGUUCUUUGAAGGAGAAUGAUUUACACCCAGAGGUGCCCUGUAAAAUCAUUAAGGGCUAACCUGCAUGCUGCAAUUGUCACUUUUUAACAAAUCAGAGAAACAAGUGCUCUGCAGACCUUGGUAAGGCUUGUGAAAAUCUACUUAGUUGUUUAACGAACCCCAUAUUAGGUUUUGAACCCAUGCUGCACACAUUUGAAAUUGAUACAACAAAUCCUGCUAAAAAGAAAGCAUGUCUUUUCUCCCGUCUUCUUAAUAGUUACCCAUAUGUCUUACGUUACAAUAUCUAACCUAAGAAAUUCCUGGUGUUUUUAUGUAUCAGACCUGUCGUCAAUGUUCAAUGUUGUCCACAGUGUCAAAGAAAAGCAGCAAGCACCACCAGCCCAAGCAGCCGUUACCUUACUUGUUUCCCAAUCAACACUAUUGAUCCCAAUUUGACAGGACCUGGUUUCAGCAUCGGUUAGUGCAGUCCUUCACACUGUUUGUUCUCAUUGGCUUGCCCAAGCUUGUAUUUUGAGGAGAAAGAUUUAUAGAGAUAUAAUACAUAGGCUUUCACCCAAUGGCACUCAUUAACCUCUCUAUAACACUACUCAGUUCCCACCGAAAUGUAAUCCAUAUAAAAAAACAGGAAUGUCAAGAUAAAUAUAUUUUU